Cydia strobilella is the source of this 1780-nucleotide messenger RNA. Its product is annotated as glutathione synthetase-like. Bases 156 to 1637 code for a protein of 493 amino acids. The record is from RefSeq and is a predicted model, not a curated record. The transcript has 13 exons. Gene Ontology annotation, molecular function: ATP binding; glutathione binding; glutathione synthase activity. Gene Ontology annotation, biological process: glutathione biosynthetic process. Gene Ontology annotation, cellular component: cytosol. NCBI's taxonomy places the organism in Eukaryota, Metazoa, Arthropoda, Insecta, Lepidoptera, Tortricidae.
UGCCAGUCAGCUGUCUGUCACUGUCAAGUCGGUGAAGUCGGCACAGCUUAAAACAACACAAAAAAAAUUAAUAAAAGUCUAAUUAUUUACAAACCUCAGCCGUUUAUUAUUAAAAAUAAGUCGUAUAAAAUUAUACAAGUUUUUUUUAUAGCAAGAUGUCGCAAGCCCGGUUUACAUCAUGCAUUCCUUUACCGUUGGAACAAAAAACGCUGGUAGGAGUUAUAGAGAAGGCCAAGGACUGGGCUCUGAUGCAUGGAGUAGGCAUGAGAGACAAGAAGAACUUCACCAAGGAUGCUAUCCAGAUUGCACCCUUUGUAUUGCUGCCAUCUCCAUUCCCUCGGACAGAGUUCAACAAGGCUGUAGAGCUGCAGCAGGUUUUGAACAAGCUCAUGCAUAAGGUUGCCCAUGACGACGACUUUCUGGAGCACACACUGCAAAACGCUCUGCAAGUAGACGAGUUCACGGCCAAACUUUUCGAGAUAUGGGUCAAGGUGCGGAAGGAGGGCAUCGCACAGCCGGUAUCGCUAGGCAUGCUGCGCUCCGACAUCAUGCUGGAAUCGCGCUGCCCGCACACGGAGAACCAGUGCGCAAAACACACGCCCUACUGCUCAUGGAAGCAGGUCGAGAUCAACAGCAUCGCGUCCGGGUUCGGCCAUCUUGGGCCCGUGUCCAGGGAGAUUCAGAGCUACAUAUUGCGGCAGUUGGGAUGCGGUCAUCUCAUAAAGAACAUGCCAGAAAACAAGGCCCUAUCCGGCCUCUGCUCCGGUAUCAUAGAGGCCUACGAUCUAUUCGGGGUGCCCGGUUCAGUGGCCUUGUUUGUGGUCGAAGAAGUAUCUUACAACAUCUGCGACCAACGCUUCCAUGAGUUCGAGAUAUCGGAGAGACGGCCCGACAUUAUAAUAUACAGAAAAACACUGAAUGAAAUAUUCGAAGAGACGGCACUCAACGACAAGAAACAAUUAAUGCUAGACGAUAAAGUGGUCGCCGUGGUGUACUACAGAUCUGGGUAUGAACCGGCACAGUAUCCAUCUCAAAAGGAAUGGGAUGCAAGGCUCAGAGUAGAAAGAUCCACAGCCAUCAAAUGUCCGUCCAUCCACUACCAGCUGGCUGGUACGAAGAAGGUCCAGCAGGCUUUAGCGGCCCCCGGCGCGCUCGAACAAUUCCUAGGUGCUGGCGCUAUAUCGGGCCGAGUGCGCGAUAUUUUCACCGGGCUGUACUCGUUGGACUUCGACGACAGCGGCGAGCGAGCGGUCGAGAUGGCUCUGGCAGACGCUGAACGGUUCGUGCUAAAACCGCAGCGAGAGGGCGGCGGCAACAACUUAUACGGAGCUGACAUCCGCGAAGCGUUGCUCAAAAUGAGACACAGUCGCGAACGAGCCGCGUACAUCCUUAUGGAAAGGAUAUCACCACCGCUGGUACCCGGUUACGUGGUCCGUCCGGGCGGGGCGGUGCCGCCGCCGGUGACGGACCUGGUGUCGGAGCUCGGCAUCUUCGGCGUCAUCAUCGGAUCAAAAGACAAAAUCUACAGCAACCGUCAAGUGGGCCACAUGCUGCGCACGAAGCUCGCGGACGCCAACGAGGGCGGCGUCGCCGCGGGGCUCGGCGCGCUCGACUCCCCGUACCUACUCGACCUGUAACCGCGCCAGCACAACAACGCCAACGAGGGCGGCGUCGCCGCGGGGCUCGGCGCGCUCGACUCCCCGUACCUACUCGACCUGUAACCGCGCCAGCACAACAACGCCAACGAGGGCGGCGUCGCCGCGGGGCUCGGCGCGCUCGA